CAUAGAACCUCCCCCCAACACAACCCUCCCCAGCUGUGGGCCAGACUGAAUCCCUGAGCCUGGUCCUGGGAGAGACCAGGAAACAGACAAAAAGACAGAGAGAUGCAAAUGCCAAAGGGCCGCUCCUGAACCCCAGAGAGAAACCAGCCGGCUUCCGGGGGGCCAUGGAGGUGCCCAGAAGGAGGGGCUGAGGCAGUACCGGUGGCUGAAUGCACUGGGACUGGCCUGAUGCGGCGCCUCCACAUGUCCCAGAAGCCUCCACCCGACCAGCAGAGCGCUCAGCCAGCAGCUCCCAACAGCACCCACGCUGAGACCCGAAGCUCUUUGUCAAUUGACCUUGAUCCCCAAGUCCAUACUCAAGAGUCUCCGCUCGCCGUCAGCACUCCAAGGGUCAGCAGCCCAGAGCCUUCUCACACCACUGGCAUUCUCAAGGUCCACCACCAAGAGCCUUCGUCCACCCCCAGCGGUCGCCGGGUCAGCAUCCAAGAGCCUCUGCCAUCCCUCAGCGGUCGCCGGGUCAGCAUCCAAGAGGCUCCGCCAUCCCCCAGCGUGCGCCGGGUCAGCAUCCAAGAGCCUCCGACAUCCCCCAGCGUGCGCCGGGUCAGCAUCCAAGAGCCUCCGCCAUCCUUCAGCGGUCGCCGGGUCAGCAUCCAAGAGCCUCCGACAUCCCCCAGCGUGCGCCGGAUCAGCAUCCAAGAGCCUCCGACAUCCCUCAGCGGUCGCCGGGUCAGCAUCCAAGAGGCUCUGCCAUCCCUCAGCGUGCGCCGGGUCAGCAUCCAAGAACCCCUGUCAAUUUUGCAGAGUCACCAGAUCAGUAGCCACGAGUCUUACCCAGAUAGCAGCCAUCGCCGGUUUAGUAUCCAAGACACACCAUCCAUUACCUACAAUAGCUGGGUUGGUGCCCAAGAUGGUCAACCAAAUCAGCACUUGAGCACCUCCCUGACUGAAAUCCAAUCAGUUAGCAGCUAUAGUCAAACCAAUUUUGAAAAUUUCCAGACAAUAGAGAGAACCCGCCAAACAUUCAAACAAAACCGGCUCAGUGUUGAUGUCCCCCCAUCCAUUACCCACAGCCCUGAGGCCAGUAUCAAAAGUAUUGAAUCAAUUGUCUGGGGUUCCCAGGAGAGUUUCAAACAAUAUGUGCACAGCCCCCAACUCAGCCAAAUCACUCUGGACAACAUUCACAACUAUAUGCCCCGGUACUCCACCGGAAUCGGUUCCUCCAGGUUUCAGGACAAAUGGAGCCGCCAAUCACUGCUGCCCUUAGGCUGGCGACUGCUGCAUGAGGCCAGGAAGAUCAGCCGCCAGCUGAGCCUGGUGCUGAGCCUGGCUGGCAUGGUGAUCAUCAGUCUCAUUUCUCUGGGCCAGCCCUGGAUGCACUUCCAGGUGCCACUGAAGCCGCCAGGGGACCCCGAUGGCCCGCAGACCAUCCCCAUCAACACCAUCUUCUUUAUGCAGUGCCCCGACGUUGUCUGCAUGUAUGAGUACGACCAGAAUGCUUACUUGCUGGACCUUUCCUGGGCCUUCCUCGUUAUCUCCAGUAUCACCGGCUUCUGCCUCUGUGUGGCUCUAAUAAGCACCUUCUUCUUUACCAGCUCCAACCUGCCCAUGCUGGACUUCUUCCUCUUCAUCAGCAGCAUCAUGACAGGGGCCAGUAUCAUAUUGGGCGUCCUGUUCUACCUGAUGCAGGCCCACGAGUUCCUGCAGGAAGGCAUGACCUACAAGCUGGGCAUCAGCUUCUAUCUGGCAUGGACUGCUGUCUUCUUAUUCCUGAUGAAUGGUCCCAGGAACACCAGAGAGACCAAGAAAGGGAGAGAGGAAGAAGAUAAGUGCAGAGAGGGAACAGAGAGACCACCUAGGUCCAUGCAAGGAAUCUCCUCAUCUGAAGGAAGAAAGCAAUCCAGAUGACCAGGGAGACCAGCUAAAGAAACUGUUACCAUGGAGCCCAAUUGGUAUCUUCUCUUAAAAAAUGUAGACAUCUCUGUGAAGCCCAGCUCAAGGCCAGAAGCCUCCUUAGCACAUUUCUACAAACUACUAUACUGGAUACAUUUGUGAGAAAUUAUUAAGGGGGUGCCCAGCACUUGGAGUGCUGGUAUCUUCCUGGCCGGUGGCCAAGCAAAACAGGGCAACAGGAAAAUGGAAAUUUAUCCAUAUUGAACUUUUUCCCAGAGACUCUUUGGCUGACAGUCCUGAAAUCAGCCAUGGUGAGAAUUCCUGGAGAAGCCCAGUUAAGGCAUUUUCUCUGGAGAGAGGGGGUGCCACUUCACUUACACCGGAAGACUGUUUGUGGGGCAAACUAGAACGGAAAAAAUCAUCUGUAUCUCUGCGUGUGUGCGCGCGCGUGCCUGUGUGUGCGCACGUGUGUGUGUCCAAGUACAAAGUCCACACCCAAAAGGUGAUGGUGGCAACCUCUGAUGAGUAGGUCUGGAGUGGGAAAGUUUCAUUAACUUUCAAAAUAAACAUCUUUAGAAUCAC
This is a messenger RNA of Ictidomys tridecemlineatus (thirteen-lined ground squirrel), 2472 nucleotides long. NCBI's taxonomy places the organism in Eukaryota, Metazoa, Chordata, Mammalia, Rodentia, Sciuridae. The record is from RefSeq and is a predicted model, not a curated record.